This is a messenger RNA of Medioppia subpectinata, 2177 nucleotides long. The record is from the annotation of a GenBank genome assembly. NCBI's taxonomy places the organism in Eukaryota, Metazoa, Arthropoda, Arachnida, Sarcoptiformes, Oppiidae.
AUGAGCAGCACUCGGAAGUUCGUGCCGCCCAAGUCGAGGGCGAGGAAGCGGCCCUUCUCUGCGAGGGGGGGGAGGAGGCUGGCCUGGCGCUCGACCGCCGGCCGCUACGACUGCUUCGACGCGCGUGCGCUGCGGGAAGCGCUGGAGAGCGGCGUUCAGGACUUGAAGUGCAUUUUCGACUCCCACGAGAAGAAGGCCGAGCGUCUGGAGAUGGUGUGUCGCGAGGAGGAGAAGCGGCUGUGGCUGAGUGUGGCGCACGCGCAGGACAGCACACGGCGCUCGGCGCAGGCCUUCGAGGCGCUGGACGCGCGGUUGGGCGCCGUGUCGGCGAAAGUGGUGUAUUUGGGCGACCAGUUGGAGGGCGUCAACACUCCGCGCGCGCGCGCCGUUGAGGCGCAGACUCUGAUCCGGCGGUUCGCGCGCUUUCUCACCGAAGACGCGGCCGAAGACAUGGACGACUUGGAGGCGACGGCGGACGUCGUGCAGAAGCUGCAACUCAUAGCGACGGAACUGCCGGUCGGCGUCCGCUUCGACGUCGCGCGGCGUCUCAUUGGCGACAAAUACGACGCCAUUGAGCGACAGCUGAUCGAAGCGUUCGUUGCCGCGCAACGCGAGGACGACAGGGCGCGCAUGCGUCAGGUCGCGGCCACUCUCGCGCACUUCAAGGGCUUCUCGCAAUGCGUGGACGCCUUCAUCGAGACGUCGGUGUCGUCGCUGUCGUCGUCGGCGCACGUCUUCCAAGAGAUCCCCGCUCUGUGCGCGCGCACCGAGACUCUGGUGCGUCACGUGUUCCCCGCGCCCGACCACGUGAUGUCGAAGUUCGUGCUCAACAUCUUCCACGGCAGACUCCAAGAGAGCGUUUCCCAACAGUUGGCGCAAUUCGGCGACGCGCGCGACGACCGCUAUCUCCACAAACUCCACACACUCUUCGCCAACACCUCAACUCUCGCGCAACAAUUGGCCGCCAGCCUCGCGAUGGACGCCGCGUUCCUCGCGCGCCUCUCGCGCCACGUGUUCGCGCGCCAUCUCGAGGACUACGUCGCUGUGGAGACGCAGUGUCUGCGCGAGAAGUGUCAGCAGCUGUUGCGGCGCUACUACGAGUCCAAGAACCACCAGAAGCGCCCGCACGCCUCUAUCGGCACGGUUCUGGGCUUCGAACUGAAGCGCGAUCUCCAACAACGCGCCAAACCCUCCGACGAGAGCUUCGUGUGCGAAGAGGUCGCCAUCACUGUUCUCCAGGAGACCAAACUCGCGCUCCAGAGGUGUCGCGCGCUCUCCGCCCGUCCGCAGGACAUCGCGGCCACGGCGUUGCGCCUCUUCGAGCUGCAGAUGCAUUUCCUGUUCGCCGAACACCUCGACUACGGCGUCGACCUCGCGCUCCAAUCCAUCCCCGCGCUCGACUCGAAGAGCGCGCCGGAAGUGCACUUUCUGGAAGUGACGCGUCAAUGCAACGCCAUCUGUCAUCUCGCGGACAAACAGUUCAUCGACUCAGUGCUGCCUCUCGUGGCGAACACAGCCAAACACGGCGAGUGUCUCAACAAGAAGCGCGAGAUCACUCAACAGCUCCAGCUUCGACUCAACACAGGACUCGAGCGCUCGCUCGCAGUCAUCGUCGGCUGGGUUCGCGCGCUCCUCUCUUCGGAGCAGAAGAAGACGGACUUCAAGCCCGAGACAGAAGUGGUGAUGGCGUCGCGAACCGCCGCUUCCGUCAAAGUCAUCAAAUUCGUCGACGCCUACGUGCAGAGGGCGCGCGAUUCCCUCGACGGCAACAACGUGUUGGCCUUCCUGCAGGAGCUCGGGCUGCGCUUCCAUCGCGCGCUCUUCGACCACUUCCAGCAGUUCCAGUUCUCGACGGCGGGCGCCAUGACCGCGAUUUGCGACCUCAACGAGUACCGCGACUGCAUCGCGCGCUUCCAGAUCCCGCUUCUGGCGCAACUGUUCGCCGCUCUGCACGCGCUCUUCAAUCUGCUGAUUGUCGCGCCCGAGAACCUGAAGCACGCCAUGGAAGAGGUGGCGCUCGAGCGGUCGUUGUUGUUGUCUUUCAUCCAAUUGCGCGUCGAUUACAAAACGGCGAAACUUCAGCUCAAAUAGCGAUGACGUCAUCGACGCUCACGUAAACCCCGUUUCCCGAAAAGCCGUACUUUUUUUCAAUAAAAUACACCAAAAGUUGCAAUAAA